Messenger RNA from Ipomoea nil (Japanese morning glory), 3310 nucleotides. Its product is annotated as 5'-3' exoribonuclease 3-like. The transcript is spliced from 25 exons. NCBI's taxonomy places the organism in Eukaryota, Viridiplantae, Streptophyta, Magnoliopsida, Solanales, Convolvulaceae. Gene Ontology annotation, biological process: nuclear-transcribed mRNA catabolic process. Gene Ontology annotation, molecular function: RNA binding; 5'-3' RNA exonuclease activity. Gene Ontology annotation, cellular component: nucleus. The record is from RefSeq and is a predicted model, not a curated record. The coding region runs from base 6 to 3158 and encodes 1050 amino acids.
GGAGAAUGAAAUUUGGAGAAGUGAAAAGUGAAAAGAAAAUAUUGAGAAGUGAAGUAAAGCUGGUUCUGAACCCAGUGAUCUUCCCAAGAGGGAAUUCAGUGUGCAGAGUUUACGUUUCGUCACUUCCCAACUCUUGCCGUACACCUUUCAUUCUCAUUUCUUACACAGACACCCAGAAAUCUGCAAUGGGAGUUCCUUCGUUCUACAGGUGGGUGGUUAACAAAUACCCAAAAAUAGUAGAGGACGCUGUCGAGGAUGAAUCCUCAGUUCCCUCAAACAAACGCGAGUUCGACAACUUUUAUGUUGACAUGAAUGGGAUCAUCCAUGCCUGUUUCCACCCAGAAGAUGAUCUCUUCCCUCCAACGACGUAUGAUGAAGUUUUCCAGAAAAUCUACGAUUACAUUGAUCGGCUGUUCAACAUCGUACGGCCUCGGAAACUCCUGUACCUGGCCAUAGAUGGUGUUGCGCCACGGGCCAAAAUGAACCAACAAAGAGCAAGGCGUUUUCGGACAGCUAAGGAUAAGGACAUAAUUGAAGAAGAGGAGAUGAAACUGAGAGAGAAGUAUAAAAGAGAAGGUAAAAUUGUCCUAGACAAAGAGGAGUCUGAAGUGGACGAUUCGAAUGUAAUCACCCCUGGGACAUUGUUUAUGUAUAUACUUUCUGAGAAAUUACAAAUUUACAUCCAAGAAAGGAUCCGUGAAAAUCCAGGGUGGAAGAAUAUUAAGGUUAUUCUCUCUGAUUCCAAUGUUCCCGGUGAAGGGGAACACAAGAUAAACUCUUUUAUACACGCCCAACGUAUGUUUCCUGGUUACAAUUCCAACACACGCCAUUGUUUGUAUGGCUUGGAUGCUGACUUGAUUAUGUUAGCAUUAGCAUCACACGAGCUUCACUUUUCAGUUUUAAGGGAGAAUGUUCUUAAUGUGAAUGAUCAAUCGAAUCACUUAUCAUCUCUUGAACUUAGUAUGCGAAAGGCAGAGAAUCCUACAACGAACAGUAGAGGAUGGUUUAAACAGGUGAUUCAGUCUGACAAGGGGAAGCAAAUUCAUGCAACAAAGAAAGAUUUUCAGUUUCUUAAGGUUUGGGUGCUCCGGGAGUACCUUGAUCUUGAUAUUAGAGCUAAACUUCCCGAAGAUUGUAAAGCUGAUUUGGAGAGAGUAGUUGAUGAUUUCGUGUUCAUUUGUUUCUUUGCGGGAAAUGAUUUUCUUCCUCACAUGCCCACCCUCGAGAUUCAUGAGGGGGCACUUGAUUUACUUUUGUAUGUCUACAAGGAAGGAUUCAAAAACCGCGGUGAUUAUUUGGUUGACAUGGAAAGGGUUGACGACCCGAGGGGCUACAUUAAGUUGUCAAGAGUUCAAAGAUUCAUACUUUCUGUUGGUGAAUUUGAAGAGAAGAUAUUUAAGAAAAGAAUGGAAAUUCGAGAAAAAAGAGUUAGACGGGUACUUUUAGAAUCCCGAGAUGAUCAGGAUGCGGAGGAAGUCAAUAUGGAAAACAUGACGAACCAAUUUGACGUUGCAGUCUCUCUCGGCUCUGAUAACCCGCAAACUUCUGACGUUUCUCUUGCUUUAAGCAAUACGAAGGAUUUGAAGCAGGAGCUGAAAGACAUCAUCCGUGCAAAUGCUGAUACGUUUAAAUAUGGCGGUGCGGUGGAUAAGGUAAAAUUCGGUGAAGCGGGCUGGCGGGAGCGGUACUACACUGAAAAAUUUAAAGUGGAAAGCGGUGGAGAUAUAGAAUCCACGAGAAAGGCUGUUGUUGCGAAGUACACCGAAGGCCUACAUUGGGUCUUGUUGUACUACUAUAAGGGGGUGCCGUCGUGGAACUGGUUUUAUCCAUAUCACUAUGGUCCAUUGGCGUCGGACUUGAAAGGAAUGUCUCAAACGAAGGUGAAAUUUCAGAAUGGGCAACCGUUUAAACCUUUUGAUCAACUGAUGUCUGUCCUUCCUCCCAGGAGUGCUCAUGCUCUCCCAGAAGCGUACGGGUCUCUCAUGCAAGAUGAGAAUUCGAACAUCGUUGAAUUUUACCCUACUGUGUUCGAUACUGAUCUUGAUGGGAAGCGAUUUACAUGGCAGGGUAUAAGCAAGCUGCCAUUCAUUGAUGAGGAACGUCUCUUAGUUGAGACAAGGAAACUCGACAAAGAUCUUACGGACCUUGACAGAAUGAGGAAUAUGGAGACUGCCGAGUUGUUGUACAUGGAGGGGUCGUGUAAACUUGCGUUGUGUAUUAUGUCGUCUUUCAAAAAUCGUAAAGGAUUACAAGAAAACGAUGCCAUACAAAUAGAUCUCGCUUUGAGUGAUGGAGUUAGCGGUCUUGUGUGGAGUAAAGAUUAUUGUACCAAUGAUCUGCCAAUAGACACUUUGUGUGUGUUUUAUCGGACUUCUCCGUGCUCUUCUUCUCUUCCUCGAGUACUAGCUGGUACCGAUUUCCCUGAACAGAUUGUUUUCGAAGCUGACAUUGGAGAAACAGUGCUUUGGCACGAACUCAACGGUAGACCAGGCUACAGUUCCUCCCACAGGUAUCAUAAUAAUCAUGGAUCAUCGAUGGGUAGGGCGAGUAAUAGCCCAAGAAAUCAUAGGAAUUCUGUUCCUGACGAGUUUGUAAAAGGUUCUGGUUGUGGAUGGGGUGGUUGCGGUGGAAGGCACUUUUCUGAACCUGAAUUGCAGAACCAUAACAAUUUCCCAAGAUAUAGUCCAUCUAGACCUGUUGCGAAUUCUAGAAUUCAUCCAUCAUCGUCUCCCCGGGAAAGACCAUAUUCUAGACAACCAAUCGGGACUCCAAGCAAUCAAGGGUAUAGGUCUAGAUCACCAUCAGUUGUUGCUCCACCGCAAUCUUUCUUUGCUCCGACUGUUAACCCCUGGGUACGAGGGAAUGCAGGCCCCAGAAACAGCGGGCUAGAGAGUCAAUGGCGGGUGCCUGCACCAGCAGCAGCUGUUGCUCCCGCUGAUAACCCUUGGAUACGAGGGAAUGCGGGCCCCAGAAAUAGCGGGCUGGAGAAUCAAUGGCGGAUGGCUGCACCCCCACCUGCUGCUCCGACUGAUAACCCCUGGAUACGAGUGAAUGCACGCUCCAGAAAUAGCGGGCUGGAGAAUCAAUGGCGCCCGACUGCCCCAGCAGCGGUCUCUAGAGGAGGACAGCCUGGUUGGAAUAACCAGAACAGAAGAUAGAAAAUGCCAUUAUUCUGACUUUCUGUUCCACUAAGUAGCCAAAUUUGAUUACAGGCUGACAAAAAUAUGGGCAUGGGACAUCUGUUUUGUGGGAAUGGAUACUGAGUUUUGGGGAUACAUUAAUAUAACAACCAGCUGUUUUUUGCUUAUUA